Molecule: messenger RNA, 4534 nt
Organism: Choloepus didactylus (southern two-toed sloth)
Lineage: Eukaryota; Metazoa; Chordata; Mammalia; Pilosa; Megalonychidae
Gene: TTI1
Product: TELO2 interacting protein 1
Exons: 9
Coding region: 233-3511 (1092 amino acids)
Biological process (GO): chromatin remodeling
Cellular component (GO): cytoplasm
Source: RefSeq, a predicted model, not a curated record
GCGGAGGAGGCGGGAGAGUGAGGGGAAAGACUGCAAGACGAGCAGGAUUAUUGGCCUGCCCCACCUACUACAUCCUACUUGAAAGAGAAUUUGUACAAAUGGUUUUGAGUGCUUGCCAUGUGCCAGAUGUUCUUCCAUGAUCUGGGUAUAGAAUUGUCCCUGCCCUCAAAGAAGCUCCUGGUCUAAAGUAGCCUGCAGGAUGUUUCCUUGGUGAGAGGAAGGCUCGUGCACAAUGGCAGUUUUUGAUACUCCUGAAGAGGCCUUUGGUGUUUUGCGUCCAGUCUGUGUUCAGCUCACGAAGACGCAGACCGUGGAGAAUGUGGAGUAUCUGCAGGCACAGUUACGAGCCGUGAGUGACGCUGCCCUUCAGGAACUUCAGCAGUACAUCCUCUUCCCUCUGCGAUUCACCCUGAAGACCCCAGGCCCCAAAAGAGAACGCUUGAUCCAGAGUGUGGUGGAGUGCCUCACAUUCGUCCUCUCCUCAACAUGUGUGAAGGAACGGGAACUUCUCCAGGAACUCUUUUCGGAACUCUCUGCUUGUCUGUAUUCACCCAAUUCCCAAAAACUCGCAGCUGUGUCAGAGGAGUUGAAAUUGGCUGUGAUCCAAGGACUCAGUACGUUAAUGCACUCGGCUUAUGGGGACAUCAUUCUGACGUUUUAUGAGCCCUCCAUCCUGCCUCGUUUAGGAUUUGCUGUAUCUUUACUGUUAGGCCUAGCAGAACAGGAGAAAUCAAAGCAAAUUAAAAUCGCUGCCUUAAAAUGUUUGCAGAUUCUACUCUUGCAGUGUGAUUGUCAAGACCAUCCAAGGUCCUUGGAUGAGCAUGAGCAAAAGCAGCUGGGGGAUUUAUUUGCUUCUUUUUUACCUGGAAUCUCAACUGCACUUACCAGGGUUAUCACAGGAGACUUUAAACAAGGUCACAACGUUGUGGUAUCUUCCCUAAGGAUCUUUUACAAGACAGUGGGCUUCAUUCUGGCUGAUGAACAGCUCAAAAGAAUUUCAAAGGUCCAAACAAAGCCUGCAGUUGAGCACAGAGUAGCAGAACUGAUGGUUCACAGAGAAGCAGAUUGGGUAAAAAAUACUGGUGGCAAGCUGACUAUCCUUAUUAAAAAGAUAAUUGAGUGUGUUUCCGUUCACCCACACUGGAAGGUGAGGUUGGAACUGGUAGAACUUGUGGAAGUCCUGCUUUUGAAGUGCAAUCAGUCACUGGUUGAAUCUGCGGGUCCCCUUCUGAAGGCUUUGGUGGGUCUAAUAAACGAUGAGAGCCCUGAAGUCCAAGCCCAAUGCAGUAAAGUUCUGAGACAUUUUGCACAACAGAGAGUAGUGGUGGGCAACGGAGCCUUUGCUGAUAUCUUGUCAGAAAACCUGCAUUCCCUUGCCACAUCUCUUCCCCGCCUAAUGAACUCCCAAGAUGAUCAGGGCAAACUCUCUACUCUUUCCUUGUUACUUGGUUAUCUGAAACUCUUGGGUCCCAAAGUAAACUUUGUCCUCAACUCCGUGGCCCACCUCCAGCGCAUUUCCAAAGCACUCAUCCAAGUUCUAGAAUUAGACAUGGCUGAUAUCAAAAUUGUUGAAGAGCGGUGUUGGAACUCUGAUGAUCUGAGUGCUUCUCCAAAGACCUUGGCCACACAGCCGUGGAAUCAGAUCCAAAGGAGAUAUUUCCGCUUCUUCACUGACGAGAGGGUCUUUCUGCUCUUAAGGCAGAUUUGUCAGCUUCUUGGUUUUUAUGGGAACCUCUAUUUGCUUGUGGAUCACUUUAUGGAACUGUACCGUGAAUCUGUGGUUUAUCGAAAACAAGCUGCCAUGAUCCUUAAUGAACUAAUUGUAGGGGCUGCUGGGCUAGAGGUGGAGGAUAUUCAUGAAAAACAUAUUAAAACAAGCCCAGAGGAACUGAGAGAGAUCGUGACAUCUAUACUUGAAGAAUACACGAACCAAGAAAACUGGUAUUUGGUUACCUGUGUGGAGGCUGAGGAAAUGGGAGGGGAGCUGACGAUGAAGCAGUCAGGCCUCCAGGCCAUCACGUCUGGUGCACACACCUGCCAAGUUACAUCUUUUCCAGCCUUCUCAAAGCCAAGUCCCACUGUUUGCUCCAUGAACAGCAACAUCUGGCAAAUAUGCAUCCAGUUGGAAGGGAUUGGCCACUUUGCAUAUGCACUAGGAAAAGACUUUUGUUUGCUCUUGAUGUCAGCCCUCUAUCCUGUGCUGGAGAAGGCAGGAGACCAAACCCUGCUCAUCCGUCAGACAGCUACCAGCACCAUGAUGGACAUUUGCCAUGCUUGUGGCUACGACUCCCUGCAGCACCUGAUCAAUCAAAAUUCAGACUAUUUGGUGAAUGGGAUCUCUUUAAAUCUGCGUCAUCUGGCUUUGCAUCCUCACACCCCAAAAGUCUUAGAAGUCAUGCUGCGGAACUCAGAUGCUAGCCUGCUUCCUUUGGUGGCAGAUGUGGUUCAGGAUGUCCUGGCCACCCUGGACCAAUUUUAUGAUAAGAGAGCUGCUUCCUUUGUCAGUGUUCUGCACGCCCUGCUGGCAGCAUUAGCCCAGUGGUUCCCAGACACAAGCAAUCUCGGGCAACUCCAAGAACAGACUUUAGGGAAGGAGGGAAGUCUUCUGACCCAAAGACCAACAACUCUUGAGAAAGAACUUCAGAAUUCCACCACAGCUGAAGACAUUGAACAGUUCUUGCUGAACUAUCUCAAAGAAAAGAAUGUGGCAGAUGGAAAUGUCAUGGAUUUUGAUAAUGAAGAAGAAGAGCAGUCACUUCCUCCUGAAGUGGACGAAAACGACACCCAUCCUGAUGUGGAGCCUCCACUGCCAGUGCAGAUCCAAAUAGCCAAGGAUGUGAUGGAGCGCUGCAUCCACUUGUUGUCAGAUAAAAAUCUGAAAAUCCGUUUGAAGGUCUUAGAUGUGCUGGAUUUGUGUGUGGUUGUUCUGCAGUCCCAUAAGAACCAGCUCCUUCCCUUGGCUCAUCGGGCCUGGCCCUCGCUUGUCCAUAGACUCACAAAUGAUGACCCCCUGGCAGUGCUCAGAGCCUUCAAGGUUUUGCGUACUCUGGGAGGCAAGUGUGGUGAUUUUCUGAGAAGCCGGUUCUGCAAAGAUAUCCUGCCAAAGCUGGCUGGCUCCUUAGUUACCCAGGCUCCCAUCAGUGCCAAGGCUGGACCCAUUUACUCCCACACGCUGGCCUUCAAGUUGCAGCUGGCCGUCUUGCAGGGCCUGGGCCCCCUCUGUGAGAGCUUGGACCUAGGUGAGGGUGACCUGAAUAAAGUGGCUGAUGCCUGCUUGAUUUACCUCAGUGCCAAACAGCCCGUGAAAUUACAAGAGGCUGCCAGGAGCGUUUUCCUCCACUUGAUGAAGGUGGACCCGGACUCCACCUGGUUCUUCCUGAACGAUCUCUACUGCCCUGAGCAGCUCACGCCUCCCCACCCCUGCCUCCACCCUGUGCGGCUGAGGGGGGCGGCCGGGCAGCAGAACCCCUACACGGCCAACGUGCUACGCCUGCUCCAGGAGCUGCAGUGACCCGCGCCUCCCUCCUCCCCUGCUGGCCCCUUGGGGCUUGCAUUCACCCCAACCCCUGCCCAAGGGGGUGGCAGCAGCAGCAGAGAAGACCGUGAAGGUGGCUUAGACAGCAAUCAAUUUAUAAAUUGAUCGAUCACACAACUGCUUGAAAUUGGAUUGAAGGAAAAGUAGCUGAUUGUUAUUUAUAUGUCAUACCUUGUGUUUUCAAAUGACAUUGUCUGGCAGCUCUAAGGGUUUAACUCCUUAGCUUACCAUCUCCAUGGCCCCAGCACACCAUGCAGCUGCCUGACAGGCCCCCACCGUCCCACACCAGGCGUGCACACUCACACACCGAAGAGCUUAAGGACAUUCGGGGCAGACCCUGUGCUGCAUGGCAUCCAUGUCCUCUGAGUUCCUGAGGACCAUGUUUAAGUAUCAGGCUCUAAGAACCAACAGAAACCUGCCUCGCCAUCCCAAACACUCAGAUCAAUCUCCCCAACGUACACCUCCCUCUCCCCAAAUCAUGGGGUGGAGCCAAUUUGUACCUAGCCAGUUCUUUCGAAGAAAAUGAAAUAAAGGCACUUCUUAGAUGAAAAGAAUGAUAAAGAGCUCACUUUGGAGUUUAUUUAAAUUGGGUGAUUCUGUGUGGUAUACUUUCUAAGUGAGAGAUUAAUUUUUAAAAUGUUUUGUUAUGGAUACUAGUAUAAUGAAGCCCCAUGUACCCAUGACCCAGCUUCACCAGUUGUCAUCACAGAGCCAGUCUUGCCCCGUCUGUACCCCUGCCCACUUAUACCCCUACCCCCCACCCACUCCCUGGAUUCUUUUGAACCAAAUCCCAAAUAUCAUAUCCAAACUUUCUUUUAUUUUAAAUGUACACCACAAUAUCCAUAUCACAACCUAAAGAAAUUAAGUGAUCUUUUAAUAUUGUCAGAUAUUCGUUGUGUUUAAAUUUCCCUAGUGUGUUCGAAUCAGGAUCCAAAUAAGAGACUUACACUGAUACAUUGCUAUUGUUGGGAUGCCCCGUAAUAAAUCUCUUUUAAUUUA